ACGCGUCCUCUCUAUCUCUCUCUUUUAGUUGUCAAUUACUUUUUCUCUCUCUCUAACGAUCAGAAUUCAAGUUUUGUUCUUUCUUUGAAGUUUUAACCUAAUUAAAGAUCUUCGAAAGAAAAAAAAAAAACCUCCAAAUGGGUCUUUGCGUAUCUGUUGGUCGUAGCGACUGCGAUUCUUCUCCGACGGCUAAAAUCGUCACGGUUAACGGCGAUCUCCGGGAAUAUAACGUCCCCGUGUUAGCGUCACAUGUUCUUGAAUCAGAAUCAAUGCCUUCUUCUUCCUCUUACUUUCUAUGUAAUUCAGAUUCUCUUUAUUACGAUGAUUUCAUCCCGGCGAUAGAACCGGAGGAGACUCUUCAGGCGGAUCAAAUAUAUUUCGUUCUCCCUUUCUCUAAACGCCACUACCGUCUCACGGCUUCGGACAUGGCGGCUCUCGCGGUGAAAGCCAGCGUCGCGAUGGAGAAAGCGGCGAGAAAUAAAAAUCUCCGUCGUAAGAGCGGAAGGAUAUCUCCGAUGAUGACGGUGAAUCAGCCUAAUGAUCGGGUCGUCACCGGUAAUAGAAGUGCAAGCGAGACGUUGUUGCAAAAACGAACGCUACCGAAUAAAACGACGCAGUUUAAGACUAUUAAUACAACCGGUUAUUCCCGGUCCGGUUCGAAAUUGAAGAGACAUGUGUCUGGAAGAGCGUAUAACCUUGCGGCUCGAUCGAUGAGAAUACUUUCAACAAUCCAUGAAGAAACAUUGUUUUAGAUUUCUAUGAAUACAUUUUUUAAUUUCUUUUGUUGUUGUUACGGAUAUUAUAAUUGUUAAUGUUCCAAAUGAAAAAAGAAAAAAAAAUUACUCUCUGUAUAUUAGUGUCUUCAUGUGUUCCCGUUGUGCUAUUUCAUGUAUACUAUAUAUGCAUUAGCUUAUAAGCAGUGCUGGCCCUUGACAGAAGCUGAAGAAACCGAAGAAGCGAAUGCUUGAGGCCGUGAAUUUUAACAUUAAAUUUCGGCCAGUUUUUACGAAAGGUUUGUGUAGUCUAGUGAUAGGUUUAGAGUAUCUACACAUCCGAUGGAGCGUGGUUCGAAACGUAGUGUCUACAACUCUUCUUUUUAUCUUUUUUUUUCCUUUUAAAAAUGGUCACCUUUUUUUUUCUAGCCUUUAGAAUUUUAGGACCGACUCUGCUGAUAAGCUAUUAGUCAUCUAUGUAUCGAUGAAGAUGGAAUAGCAUAUAUACCAUUUGAGUUAUAUAUACCGUUUGAGUUAGUUGAAUUUUAUUGUUCGUAUCAUCAAACAAAGUAUAUAUUUUUGAUGGAAAAACUAGUUAUGUUUGAUGAUAAAUUCGAAUCCAAGAAAUUAACAUUUCGUUAUCACUAGAAACAUGAGACCAACACAUCUAGAUGGAUAUCAGGAUAUCCUGUAUAAUUCAACAAAAAACUAUUUUUUGCUAGCCAAAUUUCUAUAAAUAA
Molecule: messenger RNA, 1453 nt
Organism: Eruca vesicaria subsp. sativa (arugula)
Lineage: Eukaryota; Viridiplantae; Streptophyta; Magnoliopsida; Brassicales; Brassicaceae
Source: the annotation of a GenBank genome assembly